GAUGCUAUGAACACCGCUACUUGACAAAGCACCCUCCUUUCAUCCUCAUGCGGCCUGCAUUGGGCGGCCAGUCCUGCCGCGGCCUACUCAGUGAGAGGCUCCUGGCAUCGGCGCUGAGCCGUCUCACGCUCAUUGCACCACCAAACGCCGCCGCCCGCCGUGUAGUGUCGACAAGGUCGCCAACAUCGUCAAACUGGACGUGCCUGGGCUGCAGGCUCACGCCCCGAUCAGCCAUCCGGAGCUCAUCAUCAAAUUCACAGUGGAAAUCCCGCCAGUCCCGCGACCCGUAUGCGCGUACGGCCAAGGUGCAAGGGCUGAAGAGCCGCGCCGCGUACAAAUUGAUCGAGAUGGACGCGGCCUACCGCCUCUUUAGACGUAACCAAACCAUUGUCGAUCUGGGGUAUGCGCCCGGCUCGUGGUCUCAAGUCGCCAUCGAGCGGACGAAACCGCAUGGCGUCGUGGUGGGCAUCGACCUGAUCCCCGCACAGCCGCCGCGCGGCGUGACGAGCAUCCAGGGGAACUUUCUCAGCCCGCACGUGCGGAGGCUGCUGAAGGAGGUGCUUCUGGAGCAGGUAAGGCGGAAGCGGAAGGAGAGGAACAUGGAGAAGAAGUUUGAAGCGUUGACGGCCACCGGCACUGGCGAAGGUGAAGGUGCAGAAGGCUUGGGUCCUGGUGGUGAUGGUGGCCAGGGGAGGGAGGCGAGAACUGACGGGGGUGGCGGUAAGGGUGAGGUUGUGCAGGACAGGCUGAGCUACAUUGAUCUCGAGAAACAGGCUAGCCAUGAUAUUGAGGCUGCGGAGGCCGAUGUGGACGAUCAAGAGCGGAUGGUGGAUGUGGUAAUGAGCGACUUGUGCGAACCCUGGAUGCAGACAACCGGUUUCAGGAGCAACACGCUGAGUAGACGCUACAGGCUCAUGAACACGAGCGGGAUCAAUUUUCGAGACCACGUCCUGAGUAUGGAUCUCUGCUACGCCGCCCUAUCCUUUGCCUCGGAGAACCUCAAAGACGGCGGCCACUUUGUGUGCAAGUUCUACCAGGGCGCCGAGGACAAGUUGUUUCAGUCCAAGCUCCAGAAGAUGUUUGACCAGGUCAAGAGGGAGAAACCGGAGUCCUCGCGCAAGGACUCCAAGGAGGCUUACUUUGUCGCACUGAAGAGGAAAGGAGACGUCACCCUUGCCAAGAUUGAAGGGAGGUGAUCUCGCGCCAGUAUGGCCUACAGCGUGAUCUACCAGGUCUCAUCAUAGUUUGCUUCGCUACGAAAUUUGGUCAAAAGCGCCUGGGAGGCUGCGCGACGGGCGCUGCACGUAUGACAAGCG
Cryphonectria parasitica EP155 is the source of this 1316-nucleotide messenger RNA. Its product is annotated as FtsJ-domain-containing protein. Lineage: Eukaryota; Fungi; Ascomycota; Sordariomycetes; Diaporthales; Cryphonectriaceae. Gene Ontology annotation, cellular component: mitochondrion. The record is from RefSeq and is a predicted model, not a curated record. Gene Ontology annotation, biological process: RNA methylation. Gene Ontology annotation, molecular function: rRNA (uridine-2'-O-ribose)-methyltransferase activity. The transcript has 5 exons. The coding region runs from base 48 to 1196 and encodes 382 amino acids.